AUGUUGCGUGUACUGGGUUCCACAACCAAGUCCCUAUCAAAGGGUUCUUUCCGCACAAUAACUAAGCCGGUAUCUUCUUCAAUAAAUUGGGUAAACGCUUCUGCGCCAAAUCGAUCAUUGAUUCACUUUACAAGAAAUCUUCAACAAGCCAAGAAAGAUGGCGAGCCACGAUCAAUCUUGACUGAAGACAUGCUUGCAAAAGCUGGCGUUGAUUUUGAAGAGGCUGAUGCAAAGAAACAGGCACACGAUUCGGAAGCUUCUUCAUCUGACAAAGAAGAUCAUGGAUCUUCAAGCAGCAACAAAAAGAGAAGAAAGAGACAAACAUCUACAGAUGUUAAGAGAGAGAGAUAUGCAAAUUGGUUCUACAUCUUUUCACUAUCAGGCUUAGCAGGCUGUGGUAUUUACAUGGGUAGAGAUUGGGAGGCCAAUGACCCAGAAGAAUUGAAGAAAGGCAUAUCCAAUGGCUACACACCAAACUUAUUUGUCCAAAGAUUUAAAGCCCGUUUCAACUCAAUGUUUACGUAUUUCCAAGAACCUCCAUUCCCCGAUUUAUUACCACCACCACCACCAGCGCCAUAUCAAAGGCCAUUAACUCUUGUGAUAACCUUGGAAGAUUUUCUAGUCCAUUCAGAGUGGACACAAAAGAACGGUUGGAGAACAGCAAAGAGACCCGGAUGUGACUACUUCCUUGGUUAUCUUUCCCAAUAUUAUGAAAUAGUAUUGUUCUCAUCGAACUACAUGAUGUACUCGGAGAAAAUUGCUGAAAAACUUGACCCUAUUCAUGCGUUCAUUUCGUACAACUUGUUCAAAGAGCACUGUGUUUAUAAAGAUGCCGUGCAUAUCAAAGAUAUUUCGAAAUUGAAUAGAGAUUUGGGUAAAGUCGUUACUAUCGACACGGCCCCGGAUAGCUACAAAUUGCAACCAGAGAACGCAAUCCCAAUGGAACCAUGGAACGGCCAGGCUGAUGACAAGCUAUUAGCUUUGAUCCCAUUUUUGGAAUACCUUGCUACCCAACAGGUGAAUGAUGUCAGACCCAUCUUGAAUAGCUUCCACGACAAGACAAAAAUUCCACAAGAGUUUGAAGAGCGUGUUGUUAAGCUCAAGAGCAAAUUCAAUCAGGACCAAAGGGCGAAAUCCCAAGGCAAUUGGGCCUUGCAAUUACUCGGAGUUGCAAACUCGGUAGGGUCCUCCGGUUCAAAGUUCCCACUCGAUCUCAUCCGCGAAGAGGGUGAAAAGAACUACGUUCGCUUUAUGCAACUGAUCGAAGAAGAAAAGGAAAAAAUCAGACUCCAGCAAGAGCACCUGGGUAACCAAACUUUCACUUUGAAGGACUACGUGGAAGGAAACAUACCAUCCCCAGAAGAGCAGCUGCAAAUGCAAAUGGAAAAACAGAAAGAAAUUGAUAUCCUGUACGAACAGAACAAGAAGGAAAAAGCGGUUGCAGUGAAAUAA
Messenger RNA from Zygotorulaspora mrakii, 1452 nucleotides. RefSeq names its product protein translocase subunit TIM50 (gene TIM50). NCBI's taxonomy places the organism in Eukaryota, Fungi, Ascomycota, Saccharomycetes, Saccharomycetales, Saccharomycetaceae. Gene Ontology annotation, molecular function: phosphoprotein phosphatase activity. The record is from RefSeq and is a predicted model, not a curated record. The transcript has a single exon. Bases 1 to 1452 code for a protein of 483 amino acids.